Messenger RNA from Labeo rohita (rohu), 7548 nucleotides. RefSeq names its product DENN/MADD domain containing 1B (gene dennd1b). Gene Ontology annotation, biological process: endocytosis; endocytic recycling. The record is from RefSeq and is a predicted model, not a curated record. The transcript has 23 exons. Gene Ontology annotation, cellular component: nuclear speck; intracellular membrane-bounded organelle; cytosol. Gene Ontology annotation, molecular function: guanyl-nucleotide exchange factor activity; phosphatidylinositol phosphate binding. NCBI's taxonomy places the organism in Eukaryota, Metazoa, Chordata, Actinopteri, Cypriniformes, Cyprinidae. The coding region runs from base 963 to 3329 and encodes 788 amino acids.
AAAGUACUGAGAGUUCCCUUCAUUAACCACAUUCACACAAACCUUGUAGUAUUUUUCCGCAGGAAACACACAGGCAAAUACGAACGCAUGUCCGCGUACUGCAACAGGUUUUUACUGACUAGGCGUUGACCCAUAAGAAACACAAGCUAUUUUUUAAACAAGUGGGUGGUGUGAAGUUAUACUUCCUAUGCCUUACCACUAGAAGCUGUUUAUCUUCUAAACAGGCCUUGUUUUUUAUAAACCUAUUUUUAAACAUCAAAGAAUGUGUUCGCUUUCCUCAGAAACAUUUAAAGAUGUAAUAAUAUGACAAAGGGAAUUUGAAAACCAUAAACCAUGCAUAACAUGCAAGUCGGCAUGAGUAGGCAUGUCUAUGCAUGCAUGCAAGAACAAUUAAAGGCACAGCUCACUCAAAAAAAAGAAAAAAAAAGAAGAUAUUUACUGACACUCAUGUUGUUCCAAACCUGAAUGACUUUGUUUUACCCGUGAAAUGCACAAAAACAGACUUUAGGUAGAGUAUUAACAAACCACAGUUUCAGUCACCAUUGACUUCCAUUGCAUCUUACUCCACUCAAUGAAAGUGAAUGGAGACUGGAACUUUCAUUUCGUUUUUCCAGCUUAACGAAACUCAUACAGGUUUCGCACAACGCGAGGGCGAGUCAAUAAUGACGACGUUUUAAUUUUUGCACUAUCCCACUGAAAUACACACACGCGUGCGCGCACUCGCGCGACCCAGGUGCUUCCUGGUGCUUUAUUGCAGGAUCACAGCCUGGGGAACUGAAACGGUCAGCAGCGCGUCCAGGAAGCGUCACCGGGGAGCACUCACGCCGACACACAGAGAAAUGCAGCAGUGUCCGCGACUCUCCGUCAGGUAGCCGCGAAAAUAGAAGGUUCGCAGGCAGGGCGCGACGGUGUUCUAUUUUCCCGCCGUCGGCGCAAACUGCUGCUGACGCGAUGCUUUAGCCAUGGACAGCAGGAUAAACGAGAAUCCUGCGAGAACAUUUGAUUUGGCACUUCAGGUUGCAUGUCCAUCAUCUGAAAAUGAAGAUCCGACAGUGCUGUGGAAGUUCCCUCAGGACUUUGGAGACCAGGACGUCCUGCAGACAGUGCCUAAGUUCUGCUUCCCAUUUGACGUCGAAAGAGUGUCCCAGACUCAGGUGGGCCAGAACUUCACAUUCGUGCUCACAGACAUUGACAGCAAGCAAAGGUUUGGUUUCUGUCGGCUGACGUCCGGCUGCAGGGUCUGCAUCUGUUUGCUCAGCUAUCUCCCAUGGUUUGAGAUUUAUUAUAAGCUGCUAAAUACCCUUGCAGACUACUUGUCAAAACACCAGGAAGACGACUUGAACGACAUGUUGGAAACGCUGCACAACCACCCCGUGCCAAAGCCCAAUACGCCAGUCAAUCUGAGUGUGAGCAACCACUUACAUUUUGCCAAUGGGCAAGUAGUGCAGGAUCCAGGAAGCAGACAGUCGCAUUCAUACUUCAUAGCUCCUGAUAUUAAUGGACUCCCCACCAUACCUGAAAAUAGAAAUUUAACGGAGUACUUUGUAGCAGUGGAUGUAAACAACAUGUUGCACCUCUACGCCAGCAUGCUGCAUGAGCGACGCAUCAUCAUUACCUCAAGCAAGCUUAGCACUUUAACUGCAUGCGUGCAAGGGUCCACUGCCAUGCUGUACCCUAUGCACUGGCAGCACAUCUUCAUCCCUGUACUUCCUCCUCACCUGCUGGAUUAUUGCUGUGCGCCCAUGCCAUAUCUGGUCGGAGUUCAUCUCAGCCUUUUAGAGAGAGUAAGGAGCAGAUUCCUGGAGGAUGUGGUCAUUCUGAAUGUGGACACAAACACCUUGGAAAGCCCCACAGAUGACCUGCACAACCUGCCCAGUGACGUGGUCUCCAGUUUGAAGAGUAAGCUGAAAAAGCAGUCGACUGCUACAGGCAGUGGGGUGGCUCGGGCCUUUCUGCAUGCUCAGGCUGCGCUGUUUGGCUCCUAUCGGGACGCACUGAGAUAUAAACCUGGAGAGCCAAUCACCUUCUGCGAGAAGAGCUUCGUGGCGCACCGCUCCAGCACCAUGAGAAGUUUCCUUGAGAUGGCCGUGAACCUGCAACUCUUCAAGCAGUUCAUUGAAGGCAGACUGGCCAAAUUAAACGCAGGAAGGGGCUUUAGAGACGUCUAUGAAGAGGAGAUCACAGAGGGGGGCUUCUGUAGAAGUAAUUCGAGGUCUUAUCAGCAGUGGAUUCACACCAAGAUGCGGCAGAGGGCAAAACCAGUUGUGAAAAACUUUCAGAUGGCCAAAGAUCAUGCGAAACGGAAAAUACGCGACAUGAAGGACAAGAUAACACAAAAGGACGCUGAAGAGGAGGAAAGCCCGUACUGUGAAGGUUCUCCCACCAGCACUAAAAGCCUCUCACCCAGGAGACUUCAGAGGGGAGCGCUUCAAAAUCCAAAGUCGUCUCCACACAUGAGCCUGUGUUUACUGGACGGUUUUACCAAUGACAACAAUGACGACACGGCCAGCAGAAUAUCCUCUGAGGACAGCGGGGAAGUGGCGUCAUACAAUGAGGACAGUGAUGACUCUGAUUUAGAGUUUCAGUCUGAAGUUAGUCAGACGGGCGAGAUGAACCUGCUGGAGGAGAUUUUGGACUCUCUCAGUACGUCCCACAUCGAAGAAGGGCGACUGUCAGCCGCCAAGAGCCUGGACUUUUUCAGAUCAAUGGAAGACUUGGAUUACAAUCCCAUGAAAAAUUGCAAGUCCCCACUGGGAGGUAGUCCUGCUCAGGCCGUUAGUGAAGUUGGAAACGGAGAACAAGGCGGAUGGAAUAUGGGUCAAGACGACAGCGCCGUCCACGGUAAGCAUCUCCCGCCUUCGCCUCGGCGCCAACCCAGCUCCCGUUCCCUUCCUGUCCGUCCUCUCCUUCCGAAGGACCUCACCAAUGAAGAUGUCUCAGAGAACCCGAGGAACUCUCUUCCUGAGACACCCACAAUUCAACUCUCUGUGCCCUGCGACACUGACAAACCCGGCAGUUCCCAGCUAAGCCCAGAUAGCCAGCAACCAACAGGCCGCAGCCUGUCCCGACAGAAGGUCUUUUCCAGAAAAACCCAGAGGCCGCCCCACGAACAUGCCCAGCAGAAGGCAGCAGGCGGACAACCUUCAGUCUUCGUACCCUGGGAGAGGGAAAACCAGCCCCAGGAGACAGAUAUGGAAGCAAGAGGGAAGGAGACUCAAGAGAAAGGCUUGCUAGAGGAAAUCGAGUCCAUGUGUCGCAUCAGCAUGGCCAUAAAAAGCAACGAGGAGCUCACAUACCUCCAAAACAACACCAGCCUGGACAAAUCCUGAGAAAACGGCACAACACUCACAUUUAACCUUUCUCUUUUUCGUAUUCACGCUGUCCUCUGACGUCACACCAGCACAUUUGCAAAGGUGUUUUGUAGUUAAUGUGAAUGAUCGGUCCUCUUAUUUCUUACAUUCGGUCCGAAACGGUAUCGAAAAUUAGGUUUAAAGGGAUUUAUGUCAACAUUCGUCAUCCCGUUUAAUUUAUUUCAGCAGAUGGUUUGCACGUGCGUAGUUUCAAAUCACGGUUUCGAUAAAUCACUGUGGAUGAGGGACGGUCUCUCUGUAUAUUUUACUAAAUCGUACGAAAGUAUUUAAAUAGCGAUCAAAUCUCAAUAGAAUGCCUUAAACAGAUUUAAUUUGCUUCUACACAGUAUUUCCUGACUGUGCAACUGUAGCUGGCUAGCUUGCUAACUACUAUCACUAUUUUUUGCAUGCAACGAGUCUUAUAAAGAGAUAUUUAUCUAGGCCAGGUGGACAACUGGUUCUCAAUUUAAUAUAUUUUUGGAAAAAUUGUAUUUUUUCAAGACAAUUCUCAGGUUUAUGCUUCUAUCCAAGAUGAGAUGUUAGCAUUUUAACUUCAUCCUAGACAAAAAGUAAUCGCAAACUGUUUUUUCGCAAAGUGGGAAAAUACAGUGCAAAGAGGAAUACUUGUUACUGAUAAAUAAAUAGUCAUUUUAAACAACUUAUUAUUCUCUUAUUCUGUACGAAGGCCCAAAAUAAAUUCUACGCAAGUAUGAGAAAUCAAACGCUUCUAGCUAGCAAGCUUAAUUUCACACAAAGAUGUGAAAUUUAUUAGAGUUGGGAGAAUCUAUGUAUCGUGAAUCGAGAUAUGAUUCUACAUCGAUUCUGCAAUUUUACGAAUUCAUCACGAUUCUGUCUCGAAUCGAUUCUGAGCUUAGUUUUUAACAGCAGAUGGCGCUGCAUGCUUUAGGAAAAGCCGUACUCUGUUUGCUUCCAAUUCCUUGCACACAUUUGAAUUAAUAAAGUUCGAAAAGUUUGAAGCUGGUUAAAAUGAUCUCACGGCAAUUUGUACGUAUUUUACAAGGUGGCAAAUUCAUAGUAAUUUGUACGAAUUACCAACCCUAACCCCGCCCCUAAACCUACCCCUCACAGAAAGUGUACAAAAUCGCAUGAGUGGGGUAAUACAAAUUUUUUGUUGUGAAAAAUUGUAUUUAUUUUACGAAGCGGUAAAUUAGUAGGAAUUCGUAUGAAUGACCACCCUAAACCCUAAUUCUAAACCUACCCCUCACAGAAAACAUAUAAAAUCGUAGGAGUGAGGUCGUACCAAUUUGUAUGUUUUGUGAAAAAUCGUAUGUAUUUAACGAGGUGGCAAAUUUGUAGGAAUUCGUAUGAGUGACCACCCCUAAACUUUGCCCCUAAACCUACCCCUCACAGAAAGUGUACAAAACCGAGUAAGUUUGGUCAUACAAAUUUGUAUGUGUUGUGAAAAUUUUUUUUCAUUUUACGAAGCCGUAAAUUUGUAGGAAUUCGUAUGAAUGACCACCCUUAACCCUACUUCUAAAACCUACCUCUCACAGAAAACAUACAAAAUCGUAGGAGUUAGGUCGUACCAAUUCGUACAUUUUGUGAAAAAUCACAUGUAUUUUAUGAGGCGGCAAAUUCUUAAAAAUUCAUACAAAUGCCCACCCCUAAACCUAAACUUUGCCCCUAACCUUACCCCUCAAAAUGUACAAAAUCGCAGGAGUGAGGGCAUACAAAUCACAUUUAUUUUACCAUGCAGCUAAUUUGUAGGUAUUCGUACGAAUGACCACCCCUAAAACUACCCCCCAAAAUCAUAGGAGUGUGAAAAAAAUCGUAUGUAUAUUACGAGGUGGCAAAUGUGUAGGAAUUUGUACAAAUGACCACCCAUAACCCCGCCCUUAAACCUACCUCCCCCCCAACCCCGCCUCUAAACUUACAAAGAAAAUGUAUAAAAUUGUAGGAGUGAGGUUGUACAAAUUUGUGUGUUUUGUGAAAAAUCGUAUGUAUUUUAAAUGGUGGCAAAUUAGUUGAAAUUCGUACAAAUAACUACCCAGUACCCCUCACAGAAAACAUACAAAAUCACUCAUACGAAUUUGUAUGAAUUUGCCAACUUGUAAAACAUGUACCAAUUGGUCGUGAGAUAGCGUUGAGCGUUCACUGUUUACAUUAAUCUUGCAUCAAAAAAGCAUUCUGAGCCAAGGUGCAAUUAUGCGACUCAGACAAACAUACAAGUGCUCUUCAUCAGAAGUAUUUAAGUGUGCGGUUAAAAACUAGAUUAGAGCGCCAUCUGUUGUUAAAAACUAAGCUCAGGAUUGAUUCCAGAGAGAGUCACAAUGCAUUCAGAAAAUCUUAAAAUCGAUCCACGAAUCGCGAUGCAUCAAUUUAUUGUUGCAGCCCUAAAAUGUAUAACGUAACAGAAGUACAUGCUACGUUAGCAGCGUUGCCACAAGGGGUGCUGUAGCAGCAUUAGCGUAAACUAGUUGCAUUUUAUAAGGAGCAAACUUAGCAACCUUCAAAAAAAGUCUGUUCGUUAUAGUACGAAUGUGUGUAGUAUGAAUGAAAUCCAUACGUUCUACGUCUGCCAUUUUGUCAUGUGACUUACCACGAUUGCGUCGCUUCACUGCCAUUCGCGACUCCUCGCUUGUGGCCUCGUGGGAUAGUAAAAUAUCCAUUGAGUGCACUUCAAAAUAUUGCCAGAAGUAGUGAUUAAUCUGGGUACUUUCUGCCUAUAGUUACCACGAAUUUAGUCGUACUACUCUUUUCACAUACCAUUUUUCCCUUACUGUACAGUAGAUUCACAUGCAGGAUGUCUUCGUAUAGCCAGUUUUCUCUUUCACCUGAACUGCUUUAUUGGUGUUUUGAAGUAAACCUCGUUAAAUAAGUUACAAAGUUAAACGUUCGACUUUUAGCUAGCUAGACAUCUGAAUAACUAGCUUCCUUGAAUACUAACAUGUAAACAUUAAAACGCACAGAACUGCUUGCAGAUCGUUUUAGUUACAGAGCGAUUUGCCUUGUCCUCUGUUUCACUCAUUUCAUUCAUAUCAGCUGUGGACGUCACCUUCAAAGCUGUACUGCUACACCAGACAGGAAGUGGUCAUUAGAUCCAGCACUUGUUUCUUUAGUGGCUGAUGAAUUAUUUGGGCUGUUGCGCAGAGUGAUUUAGGACACGUGCCAUUCUGUCUGACACUUUAAUGACUCUCUUCUCCCCUCCUGCGUAAUCUGCUGUGGUAACGAUGUGGCUGUAAAAGCAUUCAAAGUUUAGGACCCCAUCUGAAAUCAAGCUAGGCUUCUUAACGUAGCGGUUUAACUCAAAGCUGGCUUGAAAUGAUAUAUGCUUCAGCCUUCGAACAAAUGAGAUAUCCUGAUGAACUAUGCAAAUUCCAAAUCAGUGUUUUCAAGCAAUUAAAUUGCCAUUUAUGUAUUUAUUUGCUAGAUAAAACCCCUAUUAAAUACAAACUAGACUUUUUAAGUCCAGUUUAGUUUUUGCACGGUACCCACAAGACAUGCAGGACAUGCUGUUGGAGUAACAAUGUCAACACUGAUGGUACAUAUAUGAGAAAUAAAUAAAUAAAAGGUCAAAUGCUUAAAUAGCUUUUCUGUGGAAGCUUGUUUCCGCCACAUGAUAGAAAAAAUGUAAGUGUGACAUUUUAUCUCUUGAAGUCAGACGUGUUUUCCUCAGUUCUGAGACAAAGUCAGAGAUGUGAACUUCCAGUUCUGCAAAGAAAAGUUAAAAUUUUAAGAAACUUGUGAGAAAGAACUGAGAGAUAAUAAUGAACAAAGUUACCUUUAUUUUAUUCAGGACAAAAUAGAUGUUAACUCGGAAUUCUGAGGGAAAGCGUAAACUGGAACUUGACCCUUCGCCCGGAGUUUGAUUGACAGGCGAUUCGACCAAUCAUAAAGCUGAAUCUGUCAUUUUGUCCGAUAAACAAACCAGACAAGAGAGUAGAUUAACGCCAGUGGGUUUGAGCUUGAAAAACGGCAUGCUGACGUUUUUCCGCAGUUGAAACAAGAUUUAUGGUGGGGGUUUUUUUCCAUCUUUGUUUUGCGCUAUAACUGGUAAAGCGGAAGAGAUGAUCAGUUGACGCACUGCUUGAACUAAGGCGCUAAAGCGAUCUGACAGGACACGUUAAAGAGCUACGAAAAGGUAUUUAUUGUUUAAAUUUCUUAUUAAAUGACAAAAUUUAAAAGCUGAUACUUUGUUUCAUAUAGGAGAUAAAAAUCGUGAUUGCGUUUUUUUUUU